Toxotes jaculatrix (banded archerfish) is the source of this 1461-nucleotide messenger RNA. RefSeq names its product nuclear receptor subfamily 5 group A member 2-like. Gene Ontology annotation, biological process: regulation of transcription by RNA polymerase II; tissue development; hormone-mediated signaling pathway. Bases 1 to 1461 code for a protein of 486 amino acids. Lineage: Eukaryota; Metazoa; Chordata; Actinopteri; Toxotidae. The transcript has 7 exons. Gene Ontology annotation, cellular component: RNA polymerase II transcription regulator complex. The record is from RefSeq and is a predicted model, not a curated record. Gene Ontology annotation, molecular function: zinc ion binding; nuclear receptor activity; RNA polymerase II cis-regulatory region sequence-specific DNA binding.
AUGUUGGGAGACAAGGCUCACGGUGUGACUUUGAAGGUUAUGGAAUACACAUAUGAUGAUGACCUGGAAGAGCUGUGUCCUGUGUGCGGAGACAAAGUGUCCGGAUACCACUACGGUCUGCUCACCUGCGAGAGCUGCAAGGGCUUCUUCAAGAGGACGGUGCAGAACAACAAGAGGUACACAUGUGCGGAAAACCAGGAGUGUAAAAUAGACAAGACCCAGAGGAAGAGGUGUCCUUUCUGCCGCUUCCAAAAAUGCCUCAACGUCGGGAUGCGGCUAGAAGCGGUGCGUGCAGACCGCAUGCGUGGGGGGAGGAAUAAAUUUGGCCCCAUGUACAAGAGAGACAGGGCCUUGAAGCAGCAGAAGAAGGCUUUGAUACGAUCCAACGGGUUCAAGCUGGAGAGCGCCGCUCCUCCGCCGGCCUCUCCGCUGCAGGCCGACUACGGCUUCACCGGCACCCUGCACACCCUGCCCACCAUCUCCAAAAGCCUGCUCCCCUCCACCCCGAGCUCCAUCACCCCUACGGACUACGAGGCCAACCUCUAUGGACCCCCAUCCCUGGGCAUGGCCAUGCAGUCCCACGUGCCCCUCACCUCCCAGUACCAGUACACAACCUUCCCUGGCAGGGCAAUUAAAGCCGAGUGUCCUGACUACACCAGCUCCCCUGAAUCUCUGACAGGAUACCCCUACCCCGACAUGUACCCCUCAGCCUCGCCGCAGCCGCCCAGCCUGCCGCCACUGGUGCUGGAGCUGCUGCGCUGUGAUCCAGAUGAACUGGUGGUGCAGAAUAAGAUCGUUGCUCAUCUGCAGCAGGAGCAGGGCGGCCGGGGCCGGCUGGACAAGCCCAGCACCUUCAGCCUAAUGUGUCGCAUGGCGGACCAGACUCUCUUCUCCAUAGUGGAGUGGGCUCGGAGCUGCAUCUUCUUUAAGGAGCUCAGGGUGGGAGAUCAAAUGAAGCUGCUCCACAACUGCUGGUCUGAGCUUCUGGUCCUGGAUCACAUUUUCAGACAAGUGCAACAUGGAAAGGAAGACAGCAUCCUGCUGGUGACCGGCCAGGAGGUCGAGCUGUCGUCCAUCAUGUCCCAAGCUGAGUCGACUCUGUCGAGUCUGGUCCAGAGGGGUCAGGAGCUGGCGGCGAGGUUGCGGGUGCUGCAGGUUGACCGCAGAGAGAUCGCCUGCCUGAAAUUCCUCCUCCUGUUCAACCCCAAUGUGAAGCUGCUGGAGAAUCAGGCGUUCGUGGAGGGUGUCCAGGAGCAGGUGAACGGGGCUCUGCUGGAGUACACCCUGUCCACCUACCCUCAAUUCCAGGAGAAGUUCAGCCAGCUGGUGGUGCGGCUGCCGGAGCUGCGCUCCCUCAGCACGCAGGCCGAGGACUACCUGUGCUACAUGCAUCUGAGCGGAGAGGUGCCCUGCAACAACCUGCUCAUCGAGAUGCUGCACGCCAAACGAGCGUGUGUGUGA